Molecule: messenger RNA, 324 nt
Organism: Meloidogyne enterolobii
Lineage: Eukaryota; Metazoa; Nematoda; Chromadorea; Rhabditida; Meloidogynidae
Source: the annotation of a GenBank genome assembly
AUGGAAAAAGAUGGUAAAUUUGGGGGCAAAGAUUUGCGGACAAUGUGGGGAGUUAAUGCUAAUGUACCAAAAUCUUUUUCUAGAUAUUUUAAUAGCUUUGACUUUGUUGCUAGCUUUUCAAGUAUUGAACAUUCUGGUUUGGGACGUUAUGAUGACCCUAUUGAUCCAAUUGGAGAUAUCAGGGAAAUGCAAAAAAUAAGUUGUAUUUUAAAGCCAGGAGGACUUUUCUUUCUUGGAAUUCCUGUUGGACUGGAUGAUGUUGGUGUUAAUUGUCAUAGAACCUAUGGAAGAAUUAGAUUACCAUUAAUGUUUGCAGGUCGUUGA